AUGACCACCAACAGCGCAUAUACUAGCUCUCCAGUGACAGAGAGCUUCCCGACUCCUACGUCUACACGGCCGAGAGCUCCGCCCAUUCGGCUACAAUUGCAUUCUCCUGACAGUGAUCUCUCGCCUUUCAGCUCGCUGCCGGUCUAUCAAUUUUCGCCUCCCGUGCUCAGCGACUAUGAUGACAUCUUGGAGGAGGACAAUCCUUCUCCACUGGAUUCACGGCAAUUUACCCCAACAUUGCAUGCCUCUCUGGUGUCGGAGAUUCUUUCUCUCCGGCGAGAUGUCGAGAGCAAACUGCGAACGAUUGAGAGCCUGGAGCACAGCUUGGACGAAUCCCGGAUCGAGAAUGAAAGCCUCAAUGAACGCCUCUCGAAGAGCCUGAAGGAUUCUCGCUCGCUUAAGCAGCAGCUGCAGCUUUUGGAGGGCGGCUCGUCCUCCGCUAUUAGUGAACUCGCUCAAGAGCGGGACCAAGCAUUAGAACACAUUGCAGAUGCUCGCAAGAAACUGGAACAAGCACAAAGAAAGGCCCGCAGUAGCGAAGAAGAAACAGAGAGGACAGUGCAGCUGUGGAACCGAGACAAAGAUACCUGGGAUCAACAGCGAAGAAACUUAGAACGGAAAGUUCAUGUGGUUGAAGGUCGACUAAAGACCGUCUUGAAUGAGGUGGCUGCAGCACAGGAAGCACGCUCUUUCCAUUCCACACAAAACAGCGAACGCAUAGAAGGAACCGAUGAGAGGCUUACCGAAAAGGAAAGUGAUGCUGCAAACAUCAGCUCAAGCAGCGAAGGACGCCGCCGGAUCAGCGUCACAAGUGUGAGUACUGACCAUUGGGAUGAGUUCGACUACCACAAUGUGCGCUACUCCAUGGCUAGCGUCAGCAAAGUCCCUGUUUCCAAAGGUGAAGGAUUGAACUUGGCACAGGAGCUUGCUUUCGAUGACGAUGACGACGACGACUUUCGGACUUUCGAUCAUGGCUUCAGGCCUGACUCUCCUGAGGCUCUCCCAGAGGAGCGACCUGUCUCGGUACAUUCCCAGCUGUCUAGCACAAUGGGUAUGGGGGCCAAGGCAAGGAAGAUUCUCGGCCUUUCUCUUGGUAAUAUGGAUGGUUACAGUGCCAAAAAUGAGUCGGCGUCGGAGUCUGAUAGUCCUCUGAAGCUCUCUGCGGCUUCAUUUAUGUAUCGAGACGCAGGAGUGCAGUAUUCUCUUCUUCUUUCCCCCACACUGAAUCACUCACAUGUUAUUGACUUUCCUUCAAACGAGACCAACAGCAAAGAGUCUCCGUGCUCAUGCCAAGCGAAAGUGAGCAGUGCGUCCAAACUCACCAUUGAUAUGGUGUCGGCUUCCUGCCAAACCGUGGCAGGUCUUCCCACGCCUCCAUGGACUCCUGAUCUCGAUAAUGCCCAAAGACCUAAACCAGUUGUGAUGGUUUCAUCUUCUAUGCAGACUGUGGAAUUUCCACAAGCGGAACCGGCCGAGCAGCAGAUCAGUAUGUUUCUUGGUGACACGGGUUCGCCUGGCCUUGAAAUUCCAAUGAUCGCAAUUCAUCCUCCCUGCUCAGAGCCACCAUCUCCUCGGGGUAGCGUAGUGCUCCCACCGCAAACCAAGAGCGUUGCAUGUCAAGCCACUCUUGGUUCAGGAGUUGUCUGUCGAGCGAUUGGGGUUCAGACAGAAGAGAUCAAGGGAAUCCAGCGACCAGUCAAAUUGGCGGCGACUCUACUUCCAUCAGCUAUACCGGACCUGCCGCUCUGCAAUGUCAAUGCGGAUUUUCCCAUCCAGCCAUACUGCCCGCCGCCCGCCCGGCUAAAGAAUAUGGAAAGCACGACUACCCAGAGAAGUAACCCACUUGAGACGGUGCAGGCCUAUCCAGGCAAUAACGACAAUGGUCCAUUGGCUGAGGGAUCUGACAGCAGUCUUAGACGCCCGCAUCGCUCGAGCAGUCUCUUCGCUGGCUUUGAGCAAGGAAGUGACGACGAGUCUCAUGAUAAGGUCAAUGAAGUCCUCACGGACGAUGAUUUCCUCAACCGACCAUUCGCUUCUUAUACGUUGAAAAGAGGGAAACUGGUCUCAACACAAGGUGGCUCAUGCUCAAACGCCGGUGUGCUGGCGGAAAUUGAUGAGCAUAUCUCGGAAUCAAAGGCUCGCUCUCCCGAAGUGAUGCCGGAUUGCGAACUUAGAGACAGGCUUGGAUCCGCCUGGAGCCAGCAAGCGGACCAAGGUCUGCGACGACAGAAUCUCCUCAAAGAAGUCACGGUAUCCCAUGAGAUUACAGCCCACCAGAUGUCCCGUUCAAGAAGCCCCAGUGAGCCCAGUGUCGAUCACGGCAAUACCUCCAAGAUUGCUCCUCCCAUUCCUGUUCCAAUUCGUCACAGCUCACGGAAGUUCCCCGCUCGGCGAAACGAUAGCCAGCAAAGUCCAACAUCAUCACAUCCUCGAACCUUUUCUGACCGAGGACAUGCGCAAAUGAUGCGACGUCCGACCCUUCGGCGUGUCCGAUCGGCGGCUGCCAUGGCUCAGACAGAACAGCCUGAAAGUCGAUCGUCGCCGACGUCUACCUCGUCUUGCAGCCCCGACAGUUCACGGUACUCUGUUCUUCCAUACGAUGGCAUUCCUGCUCCGUGCGAAGGUCAACCCGUCCAGCGGCGCUCAGCUUUCGCCCCAACAGUCUCUCACACUUUUGCUCAUGAACGACAAGACUCUAAAGCUACCUCUGUUCAGCCUACAAGUGUUGUCGAUGCUAUUGCACAGACUAUGGUUGGAGAAUGGAUGUACAAAUAUAUCAGGAGAAGGAGAUCGUUUGGUGGAAUUGGAGAGUCUAAGGAGGGCUGGGAGGGACGCAGUGCCGAGGAAGUCUCAGCGAACAUCACCAACAGUGGUGUCAGGCACAAGCGCUGGGUCUGGCUGGCACCGUAUGAGCGUGCGGUGAUGUGGAGCAGCAAGCAGCCUACGAGUGGACAUGCGCUGCUGGGUAAGAGUGGCCGAAAGUUGAUGAUCCAAUCUGUUCUCGAUGUUAGGGACGAUAACCCCCUGCCCAAAGGGACCAAUGCUCAAAGUCAAUUCAAUCGAUCCAUUCUCAUCUUGACGCCACAGCGUGCCCUCAAGUUCACGGUCACGAGCAUUGAACGACACUAUGUCUGGUUAACCGCGUUGUCUUUUCUGAGCCACUCACCAAUGGGGAUUCAUGAUCUAGCUGCCCUGCCCCCAGUGCCACAGGAUGAAGGCAUUGCAUCGGCGCCGUCGCCUGCGCUACGCCGCAAUCCUAUCCGUGACUCGAUUCGAGUCGCCAAGGGACGGCCUCGGCCCCGACCUAAGGGGAAACGAUCUUUCCUCGGUCAGGUCGAACCAGUCCCUGAGCUUCCUUAUGGUUUCGACUCUUCGCCGUCAAUGGACGCUGCUGAUCCUCCGACUGUGCCACGAUUUUCGAACCAUUCGCGGAAACGAAGCAACACUACACCACGAAUAUCGACGAUCCGUAGCUUCUCCAUCCAAGGCUCGAUACCGUCGAUUGAGUCGACACGAGGCUCCUCAGACACGUACGGUGUUCAACCCUACGGACCUGGAACUGUCAGUGGACGUACCUCCGAAACUAGCGCGAGGACGGGAAACUUCUUUGAUGCCAUUGGGACUGUUCGCAUGGAGGCAUUCAUUGAUCAAGCAAAUAAAACCAGGGCACAUCAGACUGGCCGACAUAGCCGAAAGACAUCCGGCGCAUGGAGCGCGACUCACAACCCAAAUUUCCCGCAUGGAGCCGGGGCCGAGUCAAAUCACCGUGUUGACCCUUUUGCGGGGUUCUGA
Molecule: messenger RNA, 3792 nt
Organism: Aspergillus saccharolyticus JOP 1030-1
Lineage: Eukaryota; Fungi; Ascomycota; Eurotiomycetes; Eurotiales; Aspergillaceae
Product: putative nuclear migration protein
Exons: 2
Coding region: 1-3792 (1263 amino acids)
Biological process (GO): maintenance of protein location in cell cortex; establishment of mitochondrion localization; dynein-driven meiotic oscillatory nuclear movement
Cellular component (GO): cell cortex; mitochondrion
Molecular function (GO): phospholipid binding; tubulin binding
Source: RefSeq, a predicted model, not a curated record